Messenger RNA from Beta vulgaris subsp. vulgaris (sugar beet), 2074 nucleotides. Its product is annotated as probable serine/threonine-protein kinase WNK5. Lineage: Eukaryota; Viridiplantae; Streptophyta; Magnoliopsida; Caryophyllales; Amaranthaceae. Bases 138 to 1922 code for a protein of 594 amino acids. The record is from RefSeq and is a predicted model, not a curated record. Gene Ontology annotation, biological process: protein phosphorylation; intracellular signal transduction. Gene Ontology annotation, cellular component: cytoplasm. The transcript has 7 exons. Gene Ontology annotation, molecular function: protein serine/threonine kinase activity; ATP binding.
UAUAUUCUUAUUAGUAAAAAGCAAAGAAAAGAAACACACGGAGACUCAAACCAUAAACUAUCUAAAUUUGGUUCUUAAACUGCAAAAAUUGAUCAUCUUGUUUAUAACUUAAAAGUAGCAGCAAAACUUCAUUCAAAAUGGAGUUAUUUGUGAAAGGAACAAAAGAAAGUGAUGCUUCAGCUGAUUAUGUUGAGACUGAUCCUACUGGUCGUUAUGCUCGAUUAGAAGAAAUCCUUGGAAAAGGAGCAGUUAAAACAGUUUAUAAAGCAAUAGAUGAAGUUUUGGGUAUUGAAGUGGCAUGGAAUCAAGCAAGGAUAAAGGAUGUGUUACGUUCUCCGGAACAAUUGGAACGUCUUUACUCGGAAGUUCACUUGCUUAGCACACUCAACCAUGAUUCUAUCAUCCGCUUUUACACUUCUUGGAUUAAUACCAACCAGAGGACCUUCAAUUUCAUUACUGAACUUUUCACUUCUGGUACUCUUAGACAGUAUAGAAGAACAUAUAGGAGGGUAGACAUCCAAGCUAUAAAGAGCUGGUCUCGCCAAAUCUUACAAGGCCUUGUUUACUUGCAUGGCCAUGAUCCUCCAGUCAUUCAUAGAGAUCUUAAGUGUGAUAACAUCUUUGUUAAUGGACAUGUUGGCCAAGUCAAGAUUGGUGAUUUGGGAUUGGCAGCACUUCUCAAAGGGUCCAAAACUGCCCAUAGUAUUAUAGGCACACCUGAAUUCAUGGCGCCUGAGUUAUACGAAGAAGAUUACAAUGAGCUUGUUGAUGUAUACUCAUUUGGCAUGUGCUUAAUUGAGAUGUUUACUCUUGAGUAUCCAUACAGUGAAUGUGCCAAUCCUGCACAAAUAUACAAGAAAGUCACAUCGGGCAAGUUACCGAAAGCUUUACAUCGAGUUCAAGACAAAGAAGCACAAAGAUUCAUUAGAAAAUGCUUAGCUCCUAAAUCUGAGAGGUUAUCUGCAAGUGACUUACUUCUAGACCCAUUUCUGUCAUCAGUUGGUGAUUUAUUGCACACCAAAAGUUUCAUAGAAAGUGAAAAGCCAUUUCUGAACUAUUCGAGUCUCGAAAAGUUGAAGCUGGUUGAUAGUCUUCCAAGGACUAAUAUGACAAUUACAGGGAACCUGAAAACCAAAGAUGGUACCAUCAUUCUUAAGGUGCAGUUUUCAGAUGGAAAUGGUCCUCCGCGAAACAUUUUCUUCCCAUUUGACAUAAUUAAUGAUACUUCAUUAGAGGUUGCCACAGAGAUGGUGGAAGAGUUGGAGAUCAAUGAUUGGGAACCUCAGGAAAUUGCAGAAAUGAUUGAGGCUGAAAUUUCCAUUUUGAAGCCACAUUGGAAGAAAUGGGUGUCACCUAGAUCCCAACCUUACAAUUCAUUUGAUUACCUAGAAGACGAAUAUGAUGGUUCUCAUCAUAUGCAUCAUUCUUCCUCGUGUUCAUCUUCCGUGGCUUCAGCUUCAGGAGUUUUUUGUACUCAACGAAGUGACCGAUUAGUUAUGAGCAAUGAUCAUCUCCAAGAGGAUUUUUCGGAUGAAAUCAACUCAUACAGUUCAAAACAUUCUGAUAAGAUAACCAAUUUGAGUCACAGUUUAGUUGAUGAUGUACAAGGUAUUACAGUUAGUAAAAGCAAAUGUUUCAAGAACAGUCGACAGUUGACAAGGAAUCGUUCACUUAUAGAUGUGCAGAGCCAAAGACUGCAUCAGUCACUGCUGGAAGAAGUACACAAGAAGAGAAUGUUUAAGACAGUUGGAUCAGUGGAGAAUAUAGGGUUUCGAUCGCCUUUCGAUUUCUCAACUAGCCAAGGCAAAGGGCUAAGUGGAAAAGAUGGUGCUAAUUUAGCUCACAUUAUUGCUAGGAAGGGAAGAAUGGAUGCUACUAAAACUGUGACAGUUAUGCCAUCUGAGUGGAACAUAAACAUGUAAAAUUACAUGUAGAUUUGUAAUCAAAGAAUUGAAACUUUUUGGUGUUCUGUAUUGUAGUGCAAAUGAUGGUAAAGAAAAUAUUGAUGUUCUAAGAGAUAAGCAUUCUGUUUGAACAAUUAGGAUGAUAAUGUUCUCAUUGACCUACUUUAAAA